ACCACUCCCUUGGUUUUAAAAUUCAAUCGCACACUGUUUUCUUAGAGACUAGCGACAGAGAGAGAGAUGCAAUCGCUGCAAGAGAAGGCAUCGAUAUGGAGCGGCGUGGAUCGAGCAGACGCGUUCGCCAUCGACGACUCCAAUCUGUUCGAAAAGCUCGGACUUCAGAGCUUCAUCAACCUAUCCACCAAUUUCUACACCAGGGUGUAUGAUGACGAAGAAGAAUGGUUUCGAUCCAUAUUUUCUGAUUCAAAGAAAGAAGAUGCCAUCCAGAACCAGUAUGAGUUCUUCGUCCAGCGUAUGGGAGGCCCUCCUUUGUAUUCUCAAAGGAAAGGUCAUCCUGCUUUGAUUGGACGUCACCGUCCAUUUCCAGUGACCCAUGAAGCUGCAGAGAGAUGGCUGCAGCACAUGCAAAAUGCUCUGGACGAUUCACUUGACAUUGACCAGGACUCAAAAAUUAAAAUGAUGAAUUUCUUCAGGCAUACCGCCUUCUUCCUUGUGGCUGGAAACGAGUUGAAGAAUCAGAACCAGAAUCAGAACAACCAGGUUGCGUGUAAACACGCUGCCAAUAAACCAGCGGAAGAAUAAUUAACGACAGAUUAUUGUUUUAUUUGACUUUCAAAGUACACAGAUUUUAGGAAGACUUGGUCUUGGCUCUCAUUACGUUUCUUAAGAUGGUCUAACAGAGAUUUUAGUAUUGAAAAUACUACAUUACAAGUUCUA
Messenger RNA from Eutrema salsugineum, 723 nucleotides. RefSeq names its product two-on-two hemoglobin-3. Gene Ontology annotation, biological process: oxygen transport. The coding region runs from base 67 to 588 and encodes 173 amino acids. The record is from RefSeq and is a predicted model, not a curated record. Gene Ontology annotation, molecular function: oxygen carrier activity; oxygen binding; heme binding. Lineage: Eukaryota; Viridiplantae; Streptophyta; Magnoliopsida; Brassicales; Brassicaceae. The transcript has 4 exons.